This is a messenger RNA of Trifolium pratense (red clover), 2878 nucleotides long. Its product is annotated as TPD1 protein homolog 1-like. Lineage: Eukaryota; Viridiplantae; Streptophyta; Magnoliopsida; Fabales; Fabaceae. Bases 122 to 625 code for a protein of 167 amino acids. The record is from RefSeq and is a predicted model, not a curated record. Gene Ontology annotation, biological process: cell fate determination. The transcript is spliced from 3 exons.
CUCACCCUCCUCAUCCAGUAAGAUACUUUCUAAAAUAUCCAAACACAACCUCACCAUCAUUCACUUCACUACAAAUCCACACACACAAAUAAAAGAUAGCAAUAGCAUUCAACAACAAAACAUGACCAUCACUAACUACACUCCUCUGUUAUUCUUCUGCUUCAUAAUCUCCCAUGUACUUAGCAAUGUGGAAUUACAUCAAGACCCUUCAACUCAUACUCUACAACCAUUCCAUGAAGACAUAAAUUCAAAUGGCUCAUUGACACUUUUAGUGAAAGCAGAACAUGGACACUCUACACCUGCUAAAUUUUUAUGGCAUGGUUCUUGCACAAACAAAGACAUAAGCAUUUCACAAAGUAGAGAGACUUUAACCGGAAUCCCUCAAUAUGUAGUGCAAAUUGUGAACACAUGUGUUUCAUCUGAGUGUGCUCCAUAUAAUAUUCACCUUCACUGUGGUUGGUUUGCUUCUGCAAGAAUAAUCAAUCCUAAAUUGUUCAAGAGACUCUCUUUUGAUGAUUGUUUAGUGAAUGGAGGGAAACCUUUAACCUCUAGUCAAAUUAUUAGAUUCACUUAUUUUAAUUCCUUUGUUUAUCCUCUUUCAUUUAAGUCUGCCAAAUUUUGCUGAGUCCAAACAAAAUCCCUUUUGAGUUCAUAGAGAAAUCUGCAAGAAAAUUCAAGCAAAAAAAGGUGUUUGCCGUUCUUAGUUGGAAAAUGCGGUCGCAUGUUAGCAAUAGCAUCCAGAGUUCACAGCCCAUGUAGCACCAACACUUCAGAUUAAGAUGUGUUCGGUAUCAGACAUGUCAGUAUUGUAUCUGGUGUCUGUGUGAAUGCUUCAUAGCUCACAAAUUGAGGACAAAGUUUCAAGAAUCGAGAAAAUUUGUAAACCAUCAAUAAUAUUCAAAGUUUUAUCAAAAGAGAAUGGAAAAGAGGUAAAAAAAGAAAAUUGCCUUUUUAAGGGUGACAUGGAUUGCUUUGAAUAGGACAUUUGUUUUACAUCUCUCACUUUUAUCUCUUUGUUCCUGUUACAUUAGUACAUUACCAUCAUCAUAUCUAUAACUUUUCUGUCUUUUUCUUUAUGGAUUCAUAUCCUUUUUGAAGGUGAAAAUACAGUACUGAAAAAAAAAAGGUUUAACAUGUUCAGGUUGAUCAGGGUUUCUAGAGUAUGGCCUUUUUGAAGUAAUUUAUUGAGCUGCGGAAAAAAAACAAAUGUUCUUAUUUGUGCUACUGUUAUGACUUGUAUGAGCAAAGAAAAUUCAUAUCCAUGAAAGUGAUAAACAAAAAGAGAUUAUAAGCGUAGAACUUUCAUCAAGCUCGACGCCUAUAAUCUCUUCCUCAGUGUCCAAUGUGACAUUAUUAUGUGACGCGUAAGCAUCAUUUGCUACUUUACCUCCUGCUGCAUGUUUCCCUCCAUCCUGCAACUGAAUUGCAAACUCAAGUUUCCACCAACACCUACAUAUCACCCUUGAUUCAUCAAAGUUUUUGGUAGCAUUUAUAAUCUCUAAUAAUGAAAAAUGCUUGCAUUAUUCGCCUUGUGUUAGACUUGAAAGAUUCACAAACACCUUUGGAGAUAAUAUACUAUUUGAGGUGUGUCAGACACUAAAUUUAGAUAUAUCUCUCGGCCAGAAUUCGAACAUUGGUUCACCACAUUGUGGGAGGCUAGCCCUUCCGCUAUGCUUAAUCCUUGUUGGUAUAGUAAUUAAUGUCAAAAAUUGGUAUAGUAAUUAAUGUCAAAAAUUGGUAUAGUAAUUAAUCCUUGUUGCUAUGCUUAAUACUUGUAAAAAAUGUCAAAAAUUGAAGGAGUACAAAAUAGCCCUUAGCCAUUCUUGUCACUUUGUAAUAGGAAUCUUGACUAAUCAUCACAUAAGCAUCUUAACUACUGAAUAAUUAAUUAGUAUAGUAAUUAAUUAAUUAGUGGCAACUAUAAUCAAAUAGACAUAGCUAGAGAGAGAGAAGGCCACAAACAUGGCCAAUCCAUUGAAUCUCACUUCCAACACAUUCUUCUUCAUCUUCACAUUAACCAUUCUCUAUGUAGCCUACACCUUCCCAAAACUCCAACCAAACCAAACCAACCUUGUCUUCUACGUCCACGACCACUUCACCGGCGAAGACUCCACCGCAGCCACAGUCGCAGGUAAAACUGGACCAACCUCCAGCAUCCUUCACUUCGGCACAGUUGCAAUCGUUGACGACCCAGUAACAAAUGGACCAACAAUAGAUUCAACACUCAUUGGUAGAGCUCAAGGAGUGUACAUAAAUUCACAGCUUGAUGGAAAAGCAUUAUACAUGGUUUUCUCGGUUAUAUUCACCGCCGGUGAGUACACAGGAAGUACCUUGGAGAUUCAAGGAUCUGAUAUAUUCACAUUAAAGAAACGAGAAUUUGGAAUAGUUUCUGGCACUGGUUAUUUUCGGUUUGUUAAAGGAUAUGGUAUUAUGGAAACAGAGUUUAUGGAUUUAGUUAAUCUUAGAGCAACUCUUAAACUCAAUGUAACAGUGAAACAUUAUUAGAAAUUUCAACCAAUAAUUGUUAUCGAGACUUGUUAAUUAGUUGUGGUUAAAUGGUUCUGAUAUUCAACGUUUAAACAAGAAAUGCUAUUUGUUUUUUAAGUCCCACAUCGGUGAGUGGAAACAAGAGAUUCCAAAGAGUUGAGUAUAAAUAAAGGGCUCGAAUAGUUUACAAUUCAUACCUUUCUCGGCCUUUUGGCUAAGAUCAAGUGUAGUAUCUGUUCUUAUCAGUUUAAUAUCUGAUAUGUGACUCAAUGAGUCACACGAUAUUAAAUUACUUUUUUUAGGGGGAGAAGUCACUACAAUAGCUUGCUAUUGGGUUUCUCAAGUGUCGCCUUUGUCUUGCACUAUUGCAUUGGCUGGCGCACCCCACCAA